AUGUCCUCGAGCCAACAAAGUAGUCAGGGCAGAGGAGCAACGACUCCUAAGCGGGCUAAUAGCUCUUCUAGGGAAGCAAUGGAUUCCUCUCCAUUAUUUUUUCCCACUUCUUCUCCCGGUUUGAGUCAGCAUACAACCCCUAAAACAAAAACGCGUACAUCUCUCGCAUCCUCCCCUUUAUUAUUUGAAUCUAGUUCGCCAGCUCCUCAGGCUCCCCAUAGCUCUCGUUCUAUUCCUCUUUCUCAGCAUAAUGAUCUUUUCUUAGCUGGAAGCUCACAGCGAACUCCCAAAUCUUCAAGACGCGGUGAUAUUCAUUCUACUGUACAAUUAAAAACACCUUCCAGAAGAGAAGUUGAUCCCCAGAAAAUUGGAGCUACUACUCCUAGCAGUCUGAUUUUCUCCGGUUCAGACGCUUUAACAUUCAGUCAAGCUCAGCCUACAAGUGAAGCUAACGAUGAUACCGUUCGUGUCAUCUGGGGGACGAAUGUUUCGAUUCAAGAAAGUAUAGCUUCUUUUCAAGGGUUUCUGCGUGGGUUUAAGAAAAAAUACCGGCCUGAGUAUAGAAAUGAUUUCAUGCCUCCUCCUGAUGCCGAACAAGCUGUAUAUAUAGAAGCGCUUAGAAAUAUGCGUAUUAUAGGUUUAGAUAUCCUUAAUUUGGACGUGCAGGAUUUGAAGCAUUAUCCUCCUACGAAAAAGCUUUACAACCAGUUAUACUCAUAUCCCCAAGAAAUUAUUCCGAUUAUGGAUCAGACUAUUAAAGAUGUAAUGCUUGAUUUGUUAGGAACGAAUCCUCCAGAGGACAUAUUAAAUGAUAUUGAACUAAGAAUAUACAAAAUUCGGCCGUUCAAUUUGGAGCGAACCAUCAAUAUGCGCGAUUUAAAUCCUGGUGAUAUCGACAAAUUAAUUUCUAUCAAGGGCUUGGUUCUUCGUUGUACCCCUGUAAUUCCUGACAUGAAGCAAGCUUUUUUCCGGUGCUCGGUUUGCGGGCACAGUGUCACGGUGGAAAUUGAUCGAGGCCGUAUUGCGGAGCCAGUGAAAUGCCCAAGAGAAAUCUGUGGUGCAACAAAUUCUAUGCAGCUAAUACAUAACCGCUCAGAAUUUGCUGAUAAACAGGUCAUUAAGCUGCAAGAGACACCUGAUAUUGUCCCAGAUGGUCAAACACCUCAUUCUGUUAGUCUCUGUGUCUAUGAUGAACUCGUUGAUUCUUCUAAGGCAGGUGACCGUAUAGAAAUAACAGGUAUAUUUCGCUGUGUCCCCAUCCGAAUGAAUCCUCGUCAACGAACAAUUAAGUCUCUCUUUAAAACAUACGUCGACGUUGUCCAUAUAAAAAAGCAAGAUAGGAGGCGAUUAGGUACUGAUCCUUCUACUUUGGAUAAUGAUUUAGCUGAAGAUACAGCUGCUCAAAUUGAUGAUGUUCGCAGGAUUACCGAUGAAGAAGUUGAGAAAAUCAAGAAGGUUUCUGAGCGACCCGAUUUGUAUGAUUUGCUUCCUCGUUCACUGGCACCAAGUAUUUAUGAAAUGGACGAUGUAAAGAAAGGAAUACUAUUACAACUCUUUGGAGGCACAAACAAAACUUUUCAAAAGGGUGCCAGUCCUAGAUAUCGAGGUGAUAUAAAUAUUUUAAUGUGCGGUGACCCAUCGACCUCCAAAUCUCAGAUCCUUCAGUACGUUCAUAAAAUUGCACCUCGUGGUGUUUACACUAGCGGUAAGGGUUCUUCGGCUGUAGGUUUAACAGCUUAUAUUACUCGCGACCAAGACACAAAGCAGUUGGUCUUAGAAAGUGGUGCUUUAGUGCUUUCAGAUGGUGGUAUAUGUUGUAUUGAUGAGUUCGAUAAAAUGACAGAUGCAACACGGUCUAUUCUUCAUGAGGUUAUGGAGCAACAAACAGUAACAGUGGCUAAAGCAGGUAUUAUUACUACCCUUAAUGCCAGAACAUCGAUUUUGGCAAGUGCAAAUCCAAUAGGAAGUAAGUAUAACCCUGAAAUGCCGGUUACAAAAAAUAUAGAUCUACCUCCCACGUUGCUUUCGAGAUUUGACUUGGUUUAUUUGAUUUUAGACCGAGUAGAUGAAACAAUAGACAGAAAACUUGCUAAUCAUAUUGUUUCAAUGUACAUGGAAGAUACUCCUCAGAAUGCUACGGAACACGAAGUACUAUCCAUAGAGUUUUUGACAAGUUAUAUUACCUAUGCACGCAAUUGCAUACAUCCCAUCAUUACUGAACCAGCUUCAAAAGAACUUGUUAAUGCCUAUGUUGACAUGAGGAAACUUGGAGAAGAUGUAAGGGCUUCAGAAAAGCGUGUAACAGCAACAACUAGGCAAUUGGAAUCGAUGAUCCGUUUAUCUGAAGCUCAUGCCAAGAUGCAUCUUCGUGAAACGGUUGAGGUGGAAGACGUUCGGGAAGCUACCCGUUUAAUUAAGACUGCUAUUAAAGAUUAUGCUACCGAUCCUGCUACAGGAAAAAUUUCUUUGGACCUUAUUUACGUCAAUGAAAGAGAAACACUUGUUUCCGAAGAUAUGGUUCGAGAAUUGAGUAAUUUGAUUUCUACACUGACUGCUGGAGGCAAAACAUUCAUGGUUAGCCAGCUUUUAACUCGAUUCCGUGAGCAAAGUACGGCUCAUGUCGAUGCUUCAGAGUUUGAAGCCUCACUGGCAGCAUUGGAGAAGAGAGGUCAACUGAAAGUGGUAACGAGUGCUGGGCAUCGUCUAGUAAGACCGAUUGCUCAGGUUGAAUGA
Molecule: messenger RNA, 2733 nt
Organism: Schizosaccharomyces osmophilus
Lineage: Eukaryota; Fungi; Ascomycota; Schizosaccharomycetes; Schizosaccharomycetales; Schizosaccharomycetaceae
Gene: mcm4
Product: MCM complex subunit Mcm4/Cdc21
Exons: 2
Coding region: 1-2733 (910 amino acids)
Biological process (GO): DNA strand elongation involved in DNA replication; double-strand break repair via break-induced replication; DNA replication
Cellular component (GO): nucleus; MCM complex
Molecular function (GO): single-stranded DNA helicase activity; single-stranded DNA binding; ATP binding
Source: RefSeq, a predicted model, not a curated record